Molecule: messenger RNA, 4591 nt
Organism: Lycium ferocissimum
Lineage: Eukaryota; Viridiplantae; Streptophyta; Magnoliopsida; Solanales; Solanaceae
Product: putative pentatricopeptide repeat-containing protein At5g13230, mitochondrial
Exons: 2
Coding region: 113-2578 (821 amino acids)
Biological process (GO): RNA modification
Molecular function (GO): zinc ion binding; RNA binding; protein binding
Source: RefSeq, a predicted model, not a curated record
AUUUUUUAAAAACUGCCUACUCACGUUCUUUUCCCGCGGAAACCCCCUCUAAGCAAGCCCAUAACCGAUUAAUCUGAAAUUUAGUUGGCUGGCCAGAAGGGAAACCACACGCAUGCUGAGAUACGUAGUGGGCAGAAGAUUGCCAUGGACGCCAUUUGCAACCUCUUCGCCAUCCCAAUUCUCAUCCCAAUCCCCCCACUUCACCAAACAAGUGUACACGAAUUUAGAAACUCCAUCAUUCGAUUCUUCUACAUACGCCAAUAUGCUUCAGAAUUGCAUAAAGAACAGAGAUUUCAUCCCAGGAAAGGCACUCCACUGCGACAUUUUAAAGAGAGGCGGAUGUCUAGACCUAUUUGGGCAGAACAUUCUGCUUAACUUGUACGUCAAGACUGAGUUAUUACAUGAUGCAGUUCAGCUGUUCGACGAAAUGUCUACAAGAAACGUGGUUUCAUUUGUUACUUUACUUCAGGGUCAUUUGCAGGCUGAGCAAUACAUUGGAGCUGUCGAAUUAUUUAUUAGAUUGCAUAGAGAAGGUCAUGAGCUGAACCCGUUUGUAUUUACAACAAUCUUGAAAGUGCUUGUGAGUAUGGAUGAAGCAGAGAAGGGUUGGAGCAUUCAUGCUUGUAUUUAUAAGCUUGGACAUGACUCUAAUCCUUUUGUCAGCACUGCCCUCAUUGAUGCUUACUCUGUUUCUGGACAGGUCGAUUUUUCGAGGAACGUUUUUUAUGGCAUUAUUGACAAGGACAUGGUUUCUUGGACAGGCAUGGUUACUUGUUAUGCAGAAAAUGAUAAGUUUGAAGGAGCACUGUGUUGCUUCUCCCAAAUGAGGCUGGCAGGUUGGAUGCCAAACAACUAUACAUUCGCGAGUGUUAUAAAGGCUUGCCUUGGUCUACAGGCCAUUGAUGUGGGCAAGAGUGUUCACGGAUGUGUAUUAAAAACUAGGUAUGAGAUGGAUCCUUCUGUUGGUAUUUCGUUGCUUGACUUAUACUGUAAAUCUGGAGAUCUGAAUGACGCUGCGCGUGUGUUUCAAGAUAUUCCUGAGCGUGAUGUAGUUCAUUGGAGUUUUAUUAUAGCGCGAUAUUCACAGAGUGACCGCUGUAAUGAGGCACUGGAGUUUUUUUCACAAAUGAGGAGAGCAUUAGCUGCUCCAAAUCAGUUUACUUUUGCUAGUGUGCUGCAGGCAUGUGCAUCUGUGCAAGCUUUAGACCUUGGGAUGCAAAUCCAUUGCUACGUGACAAAGUAUGGUCUUGAUUCAGAUGUGUUUGUUAGAAAUGCCCUCAUGGAUGUGUAUGCUAAAUGCGAAAAGGUGGAAAAUACCGUAGACGUGUUUCUGGAGACAGAAAACAAAAAUGAGGUAUCAUGGAACACUAUUAUUGUUGGCCAUGUACAAUGUGGAGAUGGAGAGAAGGCGCUAGAUCUGUUUGUUGAUAUGCUUGAAGCUCAAGUACGAGCUUCAUCGGUGACGUAUUCUUCUCUGCUGCGUGGUUGUGCAACCCUGGCUGCAUUGGAGCCAGGUCUUCAAAUUCACUCGUUGACUAUAAAAACCAUUUACGAUCAAGAUCUUGCUGUUGGAAAUGCUUUAGUGGAUAUGUAUGCAAAAUGUGGGAGUAUUAAGGAUGCUCGUUUGGUGUUUGAAACAAUGAACGAGCGUGAUGUUGUUUCAUGGAAUGCUAUGGUUUCAGCAUAUUCCAUGCAUGGUCUUGGGAAUGAGGCUCUCAAUAUCUUUGAGAGAAUGCGCAGAACGGAUGUCAAGCCUAAUCAAUUAACAUUUCUUGGUGUUCUUUCAGCAUGUAGCAAUUCAGGAUCUUUGAAUCAAGGAUAUGCCUAUCUCUCUUUAAUGUUGGAUGAUUAUGGUAUUGAACCUUGCGUUGAGCAUUACACAUGCAUGGUAUCACUUUUGGGGCGCUUAGGUCAGCUCGAUAAGGCUGUUAAGUUGAUUGAAGACAUUCCAUUUGAGCCAAGUGUCAUGGUAUGGCGUGCUUUGCUUGGUGCCUGUGUUCUUCAUAAUGAAGUUGAGCUUGGUAAAACAGCUGCUCAGCGUGUGCUUGAAUUGGAACCACAAGAUGAUGCGACUUAUGUGUUAUUAUCAAAUAUGUAUGCCACUUCGAAAAGGUGGAAUAAUGUAGCUUUUGUUCGGAAAAGCAUGAAGAAGAAACGACUAAAGAAGGAACCAGGACUUAGUUGGGUUGAAAACCAGGGCAGUGUUCAUUAUUUUUCUGUUGGUGAGGCUUCACAUCCUGAUAUCAAACUUAUACAUGGAAUGUUGGAAUGGUUUAACUUGAAAAGUAAGGGGGGAGGUUACGUUCCUAAUUGUGAUGUUGUUCUACUUGAUGUAGAUGAUGAUGAAAAGACACGCCUCCUGUGGUUACAUAGUGAGAGAUUAGCUUUAGCAUUUGCUUUACUAAGAACGCCACCUGGAAGUCCAAUUCGGAUUAUUAAAAAUCUACGAAUAUGUUUGGACUGUCAUGCAGCAAUCAAGUUUAUAUCAACGCUUGUGCAGCGAGAAAUUGUUAUAAGAGAUAUAAAUAGGUUUCACCACUUCCAAAAUGGAGCUUGUUCAUGUGGUGAUUACUGGUAAUAUGCCUCAAACUCCUAGGCUGUCUAUGUAUCCAUCUAUAUGGAACUUGCCUGUUUUGGCCUCUCAAGCAUUGAUACUGAAGUUGCUCCAUCAUUGGUCCUCUGUUGGUUCCCAUUUCCUUACUCUGGACGUGAAACCUGUGCAGGAUGAUACAGUGAUGUCCAAGAUUGACUAAAGAGAUUGAGACUAAUUGAAGAUGCGCUAACUUUGACUAGCAUGGAGGUUGAUACUGGUAAGAUAGUGAAGAUAUCAGUUCUACUCAUCUUAAGAAACUUGCUCUGUUGUGUUAAUUUGUGGUUUAUAACAGUUAGCUUCCCAGGUUUCAGACAAGCCUGUAUUCUUUUAAAAUAUAGUUUGACCUAUAAGCUGACUACUUGCCUUAAGUCUAUAUGAAUUUUACUUUUUUCCAAAAAAAAUAUUUCCCUCCUUUUUGACUCUACCAUCCCUCCCAAGGCCCUCUAUACUUUUUCUCUUGCGUCAUCUAUCUUGCCAAGGAGAUUUUGACCUGCUUCUUAGCCUUACUCUUUAACCCACCACGCUGUCUCCACCGAAAGAGCUCACAGUUUAUCUUCAAUACACCCUGUUUAAGCUACUGUUUAUUAUUUUGUAUUCAUUUCAUUUUUCUGAUUUGUUCUUCUUUGUAUCUAUAAAUAUAAUGAGCUAAGAACUUAUUUCAAUGAAAAGGGCAUGGCAGGAUUAUAUUUAUAAUUUCAUGAUAGACAAGGUUAGUUUGUUACACAAAGUGGAAGAAAGAGUUGAGUUAAUUUUCAGGAAGUGCAAAGCUGUCAAUAAGUGGAUUAAAAAAAUAUUAGGAGCACAAAAGUUAAAAGAAGGAUAGUUGGCAUGACAUUUGAAACCAUUACAGAGCUUAUGAACAAAACCUUGGGAAGGUAUCACAAUAACGCUAUUGUUUUUUUAAAAAAAAAAUUCCUGCAAUAACCCUAUUAUAUACGUGUUUCUUAAUUUUGACAAUUUAUUCCAAGGUUUUUCUUGAAUGAAAAGUUUGUGCUGUUAUAAUAAAUAUGUACUUUAUUUAGUCUUGCUGGUACGAGUCUAAUUUAGCAGUCGCUUGCAAAGGUGCGGCUGUUGGUCUGUUAUACAGGUCUAAUAAACAAAUCUUUUGUUCUUGCAACAAAAGAACUGUCGACCUGUUGGUUAUUCUUGGAAGGUCAUUUUGAGUAAACUAUGAGCAGAGGGCUGCGUUAGUCUUAUGAAGCCCGUCAAUAGUAGCUUGCAGAACUGCAUGUCUGGAAUUUGGCAUAUUUAUUGAACUAUUACAGACAGCUGCAUUUUGAAUGAAUCUACUCCAAGAUGACAAACUUAGUCCUGGUUUGAGCUCUUUAAAUUUUCAGCUUUAAAAGGACAUGUUCUGGAUAAAUCAAAUGACUUUCCCUUACAGAUGCAAUUAUAUUAUGGAAGCCAAGUAUAUGGAAUUGUUGCAUUUCCUGGAGAAGUAUUCUACUAUUCUUUUCCUCUAAAUCUCCCAACUGGUGCAGGUUAAUAUUUGUCUGGACUCUUAAGCUUUUGCUUCAGGGCUCUUCGAUUCUUUCAAUCCAUGUUAUCCACUUAGCAAUCCCAGGGAUGACUCUUCAAUCUUUGCUCUUCCUGUUUCUAUUUCCUAGUGACUUCCAGCCCUGUGUCUUGAGAAGCUACUUUUUGCUGAUUUCCAUCCCUGAUAACCUAUAACUCGAGACAAAUUUAUCUGAUCUCCUCCUUCUCUUCGGGAUCGAACAUCUUGGGAUUCAACAGAUUGUAGGUCCGAGUAUCCAACAUCAAUGAGUAUCCAACAUCAAUCUUACAAUAAUUUUUCACCGAUACUUCUACUAGGAUAAACUUUUCCCUCUUACCUCUGAGGAGAUGCAUUCUGAUCUUGUAUACCAGCAUCUCAAAUGUUGAAGUUGGCAAUGCCUUAGUUGAGCUACAUUGAUUUCAUAUAUUGUUGAGAAACAGAGAUAUGCUUCCUUUUCUUCAGUAGGCGAAUACGGAUAUAUUUGGUAUAUAGAUCAUUUGACU